GACGGCGACCAGACCAAUAUUAUUACACUCUUUGACGGCGACGACGGCACCGACCAUGCAGCGACAUUGUCGUUCGUUUGGCGUAUAUAGUCAUUCAUUAUUUUAUUAAUCGCUGUUAAUGUCGCAAGAAUCGAUAAUUUGGUAUACUUAAUAUUUGGACGGGCGUUGUGCGAGAUGGAGGGGAUCCCGGACGGCUGCGCGGCGCGCGUGAAGCAGGAGCCCGCGAGGGAUGCUGGUCGCGGUAGUCGCGUAAUUGUAAAGGAGGAACCAGAAUUCGUGGAUGAAGAGGAGUGUGUGAAGGAGGAGUGUGAAGACUACACAGACGGGUGUGGAGUGAGCGAGGCAGCCAUGCUGGCCGGCCUGUACAACGAGCAUGAGGUCAAGGACGAGCUCGUGCUGGGGCCGGAGCACCCGCACCUCCCCACAGUCGGCCUGGUGGUGAGAGCACCUGCUCUUGUCUCCUCUGCGGUGGUGUCGGUGUCGGGUCGGCGCCGCUCGUGCUCGGUCAGGCUGGAGCGCCUGCUGGUGGACGCGGAGCGGCGCACCUGCCGGAUCGGGCGCCGCACAUACAAGCUGCACGCCACCGAGCCCGCACCCACACCCCAUGUCACCACCGCCAUCUAUCAAUGUCCCCAUUGCGACAAACGGUUCAGGAACAAGUCGGUUUUGAUGAAACACAUACGCACUCACUUGUCGUCAGGACCGUCGAGUGGUGAGAAACCUUAUCAAUGUAGGUACUGCCAUCACAAGUUCAAUAGUAAAGGAAGCAUACGAAAACACGAGAUGACACACACAGGUGAAAAGCCUUUUAACUGUAAGUACUGUGACUACAAGUGCAUUGUGAGAGCAAUGUUACGGGAACAUCUGAUGACUCACGGUGAAAGGCCGUUCAAGUGCAGGUAUUGCGACUACAGGUGCCGACAUAGACGAAACUUACGAACUCACGAGAUGACACACACUGAUAAUAAACCAUUUAAAUGUAGCUCCUGCGAUUAUCGGAGCAUUUCAAAAUCUCAUUUACAGAGGCACCUCAUGAUCCAUACUGGUGAAAAGCCUUACAAGUGUCGGUACUGUGACUACACGAGCCGUCAAAGAGGAACCUUACAAAGACAUGAGAUGAUACACACUGGUGACGCGCUAUUUAAAUGUAACGACUGUGAGUACAAGUGUACGCGGAAAUCAGCCUUAUUGACUCAUCUCAUGGUUCACACUGGCGAGAAGCCUUACCAGUGUCGGUACUGUGACUACAGGAGCCGCCGUAGAGACACCUUACGAACUCACGAGACGAUGCACACUGGUGACGCGCCAUUUAAGUGUAACGACUGUGAGUACAAGUGUAGGCAUAAAUCAGCCUUAGUGAUUCACAUGAUGGUUCACACUGGCGAGAAGCCUCACAAGUGUCGGUACUGUGACCACAGGAGCAAUCGUAGACGAAACUUACGAGCUCAUGAGAUGAUACACACAGGUGACAAACAUUAUAAAUGAACUACUGUGAUUACAAGUGCAAUCGGAAAGUAACGUUACAGGCUCAUGAGAGGAUACAUACAGGUGACACCCCCUUCAAAUGUAACAGCUGUGGUUACAAGUACAAGAAGAAAGCAAACUUAUUGGCUCACCUUAUGAUUCACACUGGCGAGAUGCCUUCCACGUGUCGGUACUGUGACUACAGGAGCCGUCAUAGAGGAAACUUACG
Molecule: messenger RNA, 1693 nt
Organism: Cydia splendana
Lineage: Eukaryota; Metazoa; Arthropoda; Insecta; Lepidoptera; Tortricidae
Product: zinc finger protein OZF-like
Exons: 3
Coding region: 175-1485 (436 amino acids)
Biological process (GO): regulation of transcription by RNA polymerase II
Cellular component (GO): nucleus
Molecular function (GO): DNA-binding transcription factor activity, RNA polymerase II-specific; RNA polymerase II transcription regulatory region sequence-specific DNA binding
Source: RefSeq, a predicted model, not a curated record